Messenger RNA from Rhipicephalus sanguineus (brown dog tick), 5007 nucleotides. RefSeq names its product transcription factor SOX-4. Gene Ontology annotation, biological process: regulation of DNA-templated transcription; anatomical structure morphogenesis; cell differentiation. Bases 307 to 1557 code for a protein of 416 amino acids. The transcript has a single exon. NCBI's taxonomy places the organism in Eukaryota, Metazoa, Arthropoda, Arachnida, Ixodida, Ixodidae. The record is from RefSeq and is a predicted model, not a curated record. Gene Ontology annotation, molecular function: DNA-binding transcription factor activity, RNA polymerase II-specific; RNA polymerase II cis-regulatory region sequence-specific DNA binding.
CACGUUCAUUUGCUCUCUGGCUUGCGCGCGCGAAGUUGUUUGACACAUUUGCACGUGGCUCGCGGUCGGAAGCGAUUUUGACCGUUGAAGCGGCGGGAACCUCGUGGAUUACACCAAAAGCUGCGGCUCUCGCUGGCCCCUACUGCUUCACUGGACCAGUUCUUGGCGCUGGCAUCGCGAACGGAUACCCUCGGAUUAUCAUCGGCGUGGUUCUGUUCUCGUCGCACGUGGUGGUUUGUGUUAUUUUCGCGCCUCUUCUUCACCUCCGUUGAUGUGUGACGUGUGAGCGCGGCGGCUCUCCUGAGGAUGGUGCCCCACAGCUCGGGUAGCGUGGACGCGGAUAACACGAUGGAGCAGCAGCAGCAGAAGAGACGCAGUGCGCAGCCUUUCGGCUCGCUCAAGGUGGACGUCAAUUCACCGACGCCGUAUACGGAUGCGACCCAGUGCAAGAAGGUGACGAAUCACAUCAAGAGGCCCAUGAACGCGUUCAUGGUGUGGAGCCAAAUCGAGCGGCGCAAGAUAUGCGAGCAGCAACCCGACAUGCAUAACGCCGAGAUCAGUAAGCGGCUCGGAAUGCGCUGGAAGAUGCUGACCGAUCAGGAACGCAAGCCGUACAUCGAGGAGGCCGAUCGGCUGCGGCUGCUGCACAUGCAGGAGUACCCGGACUACAAGUAUCGGCCGCGCAAGAAGGUCAAGGCUGGCGGCGCCACGACGACGGCCCCCGUCAAGCCGGCAACGGAACGCCAGGCCGCGUCCGCUCCCGCCAAGCAUUCUCACCACGCCGUGGCUAAAGUGAGCACGAUCGCGGCUGCCCAGGCCUCGGCCAAGUCUCACCACCACCACCACAAGAGCUCAUCGUCGCACCAUCACCACAGCCAUCAUCACAAGUCUUCCAGUCACCGCGAGCACCACCACCACCAUCACAAGUCCAAAAAGUCGUGCGUCCAGAUCGCGUCCGUGGCGCCCGUGAACGGCAACGGUCACCCUCGGCUGAAGCUGAAGCUCACAAUCGAUGACAAGUUUAAGAAGAGCAUCAGCCGCAGCAAACACGUCCCCAUCGCUACCGGUCAGCUGACGCCUCCGGCAAAGGUACCGUGUUCCCCAUCGGCCGAGGAACCCGCCUCACCCGAGAGCACGAACGUCUCGCUGUACGAAGACAUGGUGGUCGACGUGAAACCCUCGAUCGCCGAGCUCAUGGCUGCCACCUCGGCCGUCUCGCCCUCAAGCACUUGCUCGUCUUCGACUAUUUCGUCUUCGUCCUCAUCCUCUUCAUCGUCCUCUGCGUCGUCCGUCCAGUCCAGCCAGCUGAAUCAGCGAUUCACGGACACCUCGACGCAGCUCGCCGAUCUUGACCACAUCACGGAAGUGUUCGAUCUCGCCUCCAACUGGGGAGCUAACGAACUGAACGCGUUCGUGAUGAACACCUCACUGAGCGACAUGGACGCUAUGGAUAGUGCCAGCUCGAGUUCGGCCACGCACUUCCAGUUCCCCGACCUGACGCCCGAAGUGUCAGACAUACUCGGCGUUGGAUGGCUCGAGAACAGUCUGUCCUGCUGAAAGCGACAAGAGACAGCGACGACCCUCGUCAUCUCGAGAUAAUCCCGUAUGUGUGUCAACUCCUCACAAACUCAUCAUCCUGUAGCCUCUUAUUUUUUUUUUAUUCGCAAAUUGUGUUGCUGCCCGCCAGUUUCCGAGGUUUUUUUUUUUAUUUCCCGCGUCGUAAUCUACCAUUUCGUUCUUUCCAUCGCAAUGUAUGAAUUAGUGUCGCCCUGAAGUCCCGUCUGUGAGAAAAAAAAAUCCAUCUGAUUUUCUUCCGGGAUCUCUGCUACAGUCACUUACCAAAAAGUUGUCUCUAAAACGUCCGAUACUUUUUCAGACUUCACUGUCGCAUACUGAAACUGCUUGCACGUGGGGGGGUUCGUCCUGCUAGCUCGCACACUUAUCUACGCUCGCUGUGUGGAAAAAAAAAAAAAGCUGCUGUCGAAACACGCUUGCAGAGCACGUGUUUUCUCCCCCCUCUUUUUUUUUCUUCUCUUUUCCGCUCUUCUGUGUCUCGCUUUAAUUCCGCGUUGCCGGUAUGUCGUCAUUCGCUUUUUCCUUUCUGUUUGUAUAUUUUUGCUCGCUCCCUUUUCUUUCCUAGCGGCCGCUAUUUCCUCUACGCACUCAUACGUUUCCGGCAACCCUUCUCUCUUUUUUUAUUUCUUUCUACGUCUUUCCCUUGGCCUCAGUCCCAUUCCGUCGUUGGCGACCUCGGAAGGAGUUUUAAAACAAUAAAAAGGAAAAAAAAAUCUCAAGACUUCUCCCGUCGUAUCACCCCUUUUACCUCGAAGCGUGUUAGUUGGGCUAGAAAAGAAAAACAAAAUGAUCUCACUUCCACCACCCUACCAAACAACCAGCCUGUCCCAUUUUUUUUUCUUUCAUCUUUCUCGCGCUUCCACAUUUUUUGUGAGGUGUACGCAGCUGACUUGUAAAAGCUAGUACGCAGCAGGCGUUUGGGUUCGGCUCGUUGGGAAAAGAUCCGCAGCUGUGGUGCUUGGCUUGGGAUCGUGACGGAUUUGCCACCUGCGAAAGUGUGCAUGCCUCACUGCUACGUCACUCUUUCAAACAAACCGAAAAAGCUAACGCGUAGACUGUAACCGCCUUGCCUUUCGUUCGGAAACGCUUCGGUUCAAUUUCUGUUUCAAGAAACUCCCGCUUCCACUACGCCGCAUUUUCUGUAACAACCUUGAACAUUUGCGGCCUUUUAAUGAACAGAGCUAAGGCGCGUUUCAGGCGAGAGUUAAUAAAUACGGCGUUGUAUUUUUUGUAAGUCGUUUGUUCAACGAUGGAUGUCCACUCGAGGUGCACAAGACUAUCUUCUACACGAAGUGCUGGUCAUUUGCCAAGUUCCUUUUGGAGUUUUCAAGUUGCAGCGUACAUUUCCGGCUGUAUCUGACGCUGUUUUAUGAGUUGAAAUGUCUCGAAAGUUCUUUAUAGAGUAAGUGGUUACAGCUUUAGGGGUUAACCUGUUGUGUGUAGAUAGAUCUAAGUUUCCUCGGAGAAAGUUUGCUGGCGCUGGGAGAAAAAUACGGAGUUCGUUGAUUCCGUAGCACGUUUUGCUGAGUCAGUUGUGUAUAUCGAAGACGAAUACGCAGCGGAGAACGUGUUUCGAAAUAUAGCUUUCUUUUUUGAAUGUCUUUGACUCGCUUGAGUUUCUCCCGUACUCCAUCGACGCGACCACGUGGCUGGACCAAAAGAAAAUCUCGCUGCGUCAUUUCUGACGUUGAAAGCUAUAACAAAUGUCCGUCGGUACGUAAAAUGCGUAGACGUGUGCUGCUUCCGACAGGUAGUUUAAAAAGUGUCCUUGGCUAUAUUAAAAAAAAAAAAACUUAAGCAUUCCGAAAGCAAUUACGAUCUAUUUCCUUAACAGCUUUUGUUUGUUCUACUGCCAGAGUUUUCGUUCGACAUUUGGUUCUUUUCGAGUGACCUUUUUUUUUUCAUCGCGUGUACGUGUUUGAUCAAGUGAUAGUCCCGUCCUCAUACACCAAUUGCACCCAUUAGUCGUCGCGGUGCUUGUUGGGAUAUCUCAUUGGAGCGUGGACGCACGGUUCUUUUUUUUUUUUUUUUUUUUGCUGGCUGGGCGAGUGUACUUUGCGUUAUUUAGUUUUGUACCAGGCUAGAUUUUUUUUUUUUCGCGUAUCGCACGUGUGAAUACCGUUGGGUGUGCGAGUACUUAUUGAUGGGCAUUAGUAUUUUCCCAACUUAAUCAGCGAUCAUUUUUGUUUUUCGUAAUUGAUAGCUGGAGCGAUGUUUCUUUUUUUAGUUUUAUUUCGCUGUGUUACAUGAUUCCUAUGACGUGAGUGGUUUAGAGCAACUAUUUCGAGCAAGCUGAUGUUUGUCUAGAUGGAACGUUUUUGUAAUCGUUGUAUCGAGUGUAAACGUUUUGUUUAACUCAUGACUUGUUUAAGCAUUUACGAAGGAAUCUUACAUUGUUUACUCCAAGAAAAAAAAAAACAUUUGUAUUAACUAAAAAAACAAAAAAGUGUUUCGCAUUGAUACGUCGGGAGAACUCCUGUAAACACUACCGACGUUUCUUUGCAGUUUCUUCUUAAAAAUAUGAAUUUAAAAGUUUAUUGUAAUUUGUGACCGUGUCCUUGCAACGAUGCUGUCAACGUGUCGUUUAAAUGGUGUCCGCGUCUAUGCUGAAGUCACGUUCGUUUAAAAAUUUUUCUCUAAACUAUCAGUAGUUAAAAGAACAAGUUGUGUAUCUCCUUAAACGUUCUUCAUUUAGUUAUGUUAACGAGUCUACUCCGUCGUUUUGUUGUUUCUGAUAUGUUUCAGUCGUUAUAUUUAAACUUCGUUUCUUUUGACGUCGAUUUGUUCUUUCUAGAUAUGGCAGAGUACUUGUCAGUCUCUUGUCGAACAAUGAUAAAUGAUAUAAAAAAAUGAUAAAAGAGAAAACGGUCUCUCUUGUUCUGUUCCUGAACUUUUCUUUUUCUGUUGCAGUUGUGAUUUUUGUUUCUCUGUGUACGAGUCAGUGUUGGUUCCCAUGCGCUCCGCGUAUGUGUUGUUGGAUUUUUUUCUUUUUUGCCUUCCAUUUUGUGCAAAGUAGCUCAUGGAAGUGUUUGUUCGGGCAAACCAAGCUUCACUUUUUUUUUUCGUGUUUUGUCGUCUGAAGUUGCACAGUGUGUUGCUUUUUUUUAUUGCCCUUGUUCUUCAAGAAGCUGUUGUGAACGUCUGUGCGCGUAUGUUCGUUCAUUCAACGUCUUUGUGCAAGUCCACAGAACAUUUUUUUCUUCUUCUAGAAGUCGGUCUCUAGGGCAAAAGUGUUGACCCUACGUUUCCCGACCUUCCACGCGUGUGUAAAUAGUAUACAUAAUAAUUAUAAAUAUAUAUUAUAAAUAUAUCUUCGCAGCGCAUAGAUGAUAUAUGAAAGUAUAUUUGUACAUUUUAAUAAGAGAGAAGAAAAAAAAGUAAAAAAAAAAAACAUGCAAGGGCAUCACGAUGCAAGUUUGUACGAUAGUGAAA